This is a messenger RNA of Tympanuchus pallidicinctus (lesser prairie-chicken), 865 nucleotides long. It is a transcript of the gene DEUP1, whose product is annotated as deuterosome assembly protein 1. Gene Ontology annotation, biological process: centriole replication; de novo centriole assembly involved in multi-ciliated epithelial cell differentiation. Gene Ontology annotation, cellular component: deuterosome; centriole. Bases 113 to 736 code for a protein of 207 amino acids. NCBI's taxonomy places the organism in Eukaryota, Metazoa, Chordata, Aves, Galliformes, Phasianidae. The transcript is spliced from 6 exons. The record is from RefSeq and is a predicted model, not a curated record.
GGGAGGGCGGCAGGCGGGAGCGAGCGGGCCGAGGGGCUGUGCUGCGGCCACGGAGCCUGAGGAGCCCGCGGAGGGGGCGGCGGGAGGAGCGGCAGGUUAACAAGGCUAUAAUAUGGAGCAGGGCUCAAAAGUAUUUCAAGAACAGACUCUCACUAAAGCCUCUUCACGUGAAGCUGCUCUUCAGGAUGUAUUGCAUCAAACUGUCAUCAUAGUAAACAGCAAGAAAGUAGAAUGGGAAAGGAAGAUGAAAGCUUUCAAAGCACAGAUGGAUAUCCAGCAUCAAGAAUCAGCAAGUGCCCAAAGCAAACUGGAUCAAAAAGGUCAAGAGUUUUUGAAGCUGACACGUAGUUAUAACAAGCUAUUAAAACAAAAAAAUCAUCAAAGUAGAGAAAUAAGUAAAGAAAGCCUAGAGACAUCAGUUCGUCUGAACAACUUAAAGAAGAAACUGGAGGAAUUUGAAGCAAAAUUGAGAGAAUGGGAUGAGGAAAAGACAAUCUUCCAAAAUCAUCUCAUGUGUUUAGAAGCUCAGCAAAAAUUAUUGUCUGAGAAAUGUAAUUCGUUUCAGUCUUCUCCUGAGACAUCCUUCCCUGCAACAACACAGAAGUUCCUUCAAGAGGAAGAGAAACCUACCAAAGAGUUUGAAGAAUGUUUAAAUUCACACCUUGAAGAACUGCAAGGACUUUCUGAAAACAUGCUUAAAAAAUACACUGGGCUUCAGCAAAGUAAGCAUGCUUAAGCUAAUCACACAACUAAGAAAAUAAACCCGUGUUUAAUCACUGAAGAGUUUCUUAAUGUUGGAGAUAUCCACAUAAUUUUGUGAGGACAGCAUCUCUGAUAAAAGCAGAAUUUAUUCGCGAUUGCAGUG